AUGACAGACUCAGAAUCUCGGAAACGAGCUGUCGACUCGCCUAAAGUCUGGACGAGUCUUAUCACGAACCUGGAUUACUUGCCCGGUCUUCUCACCCUCGAACAUUCUCUUCGCGUCGCCAAAUCUCGCUACCCUCUUGUGGCGUUGUAUACCGAUUCGUUCCCACCUGAAGGUCACGCAGCUCUCCGUGCUCGUGGCAUUGCCGUUCAGCACAUUCCAUACUUGCUACCAACUAAAGGCAAGGAUUACUCCAAUGACCCACGGUUUUACGAUUGUUGGAGCAAGCUUGCGCCUUUCUCUUUGGUUGAAUACGAGCGCGUCGUCCAGCUCGACUCGGACAUGCUUGUUUUGCGCAAUAUGGACGAGCUGAUGGAUCUCGAGCUGGAUCCUCCUUCGAUUGCUGAGACUGGUGAUAAGACCGUCAGCAAGCGUGUCUUUGCAGCCGGUCAUGCCUGUGUAUGCAAUCCCCUCAAAAAGCCUCACUACCCAAAGGACUGGGUUCCUGAGAAUUGUGCAUUUACCUCACAACACUCGAAUCCCGAUGCCGCGCAAACUGAGGCUGCUGAUCCCUCAGUCGGACCCUUGGGCUUUAUGAACGGUGGUUUGCAGGUCGUCAAUCCUUCUCAGGGCCUCUAUGCGCAAAUUCUGGCGCAUAUGGAAGCUGACGCCGCCAAUAUGGAUUUUGCAGACCAGUCACUUCUCUCAGACUUGUAUCGUGAGCGAUGGGUUCCUUUGCCGUACAUUUAUAACGCGCUCAAGACGCUACGAUGGAAAGGAGUCCAUGAUGCUAUUUGGAGGGAUGAGAGCGUCAAGAACAUCCACUAUAUCUUAAGCCCCAAACCUUGGGAUGAGAUUAACGAGAAGGGUGAGUGGACGGGUAAAGAAGAGAGUCACAAGUGGUGGGUUGAUGCGAACCGUGUCAGAAAAGAGUCGGAGAAGGAGAAUGGCGUCCCUGACGAUGGCUUUUAA
This is a messenger RNA of Fusarium proliferatum ET1, 969 nucleotides long. RefSeq lists its product as uncharacterized. The transcript is spliced from 2 exons. Bases 1 to 969 code for a protein of 322 amino acids. NCBI's taxonomy places the organism in Eukaryota, Fungi, Ascomycota, Sordariomycetes, Hypocreales, Nectriaceae. Gene Ontology annotation, molecular function: glycosyltransferase activity. The record is from RefSeq and is a predicted model, not a curated record.